GAAAGAGAGAGAAGAGUAUAUCGGAAGAGUUGGAGUUUCAGUGUUUCUCUCACUUUGAUGCAUGCAAGAGGAAGAUGAGUUAAAAAAGUUGUUCUGAUCAAAGAAAGGAAAAUGCAAAGAGAGUUUUAUGCUCAGUAAGUAGGUUUUGGUCUUUGCUGCUGAUGUUCAUCACUGCAAGGUUUCUGCAUUUGGGUUUCUCUUGGAUUGGAUGAAACUUUUUGAAUAUGAUGCAGCAAGGAAAUGAUGAUUUUAUCCUUUUUAAGAGGAAUUGGGCACUAGGAUUAUGCUGAAGAAGUGAAUAGGAUCAUAUUUGGAAGAUUUGUGAUCUCAUCAUGGCUAACUCUUCUUCCAAAUUCUCUUUACCUUGUGAUGCAUUAAGCCCAACACAAAUAAGCUUCUCAAUUUUCCACACCGCUGGUUCUAAGGUGGGGGUUGGUGCAAAAGGUUUUACAGAUUCUGAAUCCGCUUGGAGCCCUACAUCUCCUCUGGAUUGCAGACUCUUCUCAAAUCUUAGCAACCCAUUUAGUGUCAAAUCUUCUAGACCAUCAUUACAAACUGGGCAUAAGCAGCAGUUAGAUUGCAGUAAAGUAGGCCUUGGCAUCAUAAUUUCGCUUGCUAAUGAAACCAAACUUAACAAUGAGAUCCCUGGUAAAUUUCAGAGGAAAAAUAUAAUUUUUGGACCACAGGUGAAGACUGGCAUUCUUAAAUUCUCAAAGAACAACCAUGAAUCUCUUGCAUCUUAUUUGAAAUCUAAUUCCUUACCCAAAAACUAUGUACUUUCACUUCCUUCUGAAACCAAAAGUCCCAAAUCUGAAGUGGAAAGCUUUGAUGAUGUCUCUAGAAAGCAAGAGUUCAAUUGGGAAUCUGAAGCUUUCAAAAGUAAUAUUUCUUUGCCUGAUUCCUCUAAGCCUUCUUCAUUAAUCAACACAAAUCAAGACUCCAAUUUGGGAAACAAUGACUUAUUUGUAGAAAAUACCUCUACAGUAACGAGUUUGCCUGCAGUGACAAGCAGAAGUUCACAAGUAGAUGAUUCUCUAAAAAUUAAAUCAAGUUCACUUCCAAUAUCCAUUGAUUUUACUAAUGGAUAUGUAGGCUCACUCUCUGCAAGAGAAAUAGAGCUUUCUGAGGAUUAUACUUGUAUAAUUUCUCAUGGUCCAAACCCUAAGCGAACACAUAUUUUUGGUGACUGCAUUUUGGAAUAUCACAACAAUGACUUUACUGAGUUCAGCAAGAAGGAAGAACCUGCUUUCAAAUCUUCUCAUGUUCCUGCAUUUUCAGAAGGGUCAGCCCCAUGUCCUCUUGACAAUGUUCUGAGCUUUUGUUCCUCAUGUAAUAAGAAAUUAGAAGAGGGGGAAGACAUUUACAUAUACAGAGAUGAGAAAAAGUUUUGCAGUUUUAACUGUCAAUCAGAGGAGAUUUUGGAGGAGGAGGAAUUGGAGAAAACUUAUACUAACUCAGCAGAGAGCUCUCAUAACUCAAGUUACCAUGAUCUCUUCCUCACGGGUCUGCUUUGGUCCAAAUAACAUGCUUUGUUUAUUUUCUUGAGAGACAGCAUCCAAUUUAUGAAAUUGUUUCGAGGGUAUAAGAUGUGGAUAAUUUUAUUUACAAACAGUUGUCCAUGUGAAUUUGAUUUUGCUAUGGAUGAUUGCUAAGCAAAUUAUGAAGUUUGCUGGUUGUCAAGAACCAAAUUUCAUGGUUCAGUGAGUUAUAGCUAGAAAAGGCAGUGUUUUCUUCAUUCUGAUAACUCUUAAAACAGAAAUAUGCAUUGUAAUGUCACUAGAUGAGUUGAAAGAGGCCACAUGCCCUCGCUCAUCAAUUGUUUUUUUCUGUCUAUCAUUGUCUUUUACCUUUGCAAAAAAC
This is a messenger RNA of Gastrolobium bilobum, 1860 nucleotides long. RefSeq names its product FCS-Like Zinc finger 11-like. NCBI's taxonomy places the organism in Eukaryota, Viridiplantae, Streptophyta, Magnoliopsida, Fabales, Fabaceae. The coding region runs from base 333 to 1523 and encodes 396 amino acids. The record is from RefSeq and is a predicted model, not a curated record. The transcript is spliced from 3 exons.